AGCAACUGCAAAACAAUCUAAAAACCCUAGGCACACUCUCCUUCCAGGUCUAACAGUCGCGCUUCCUCGAGUUUCUUCCUCAAGAAUCCAUUCCCUCUUGAAUCUAUUUCUCUCUCGGUACCUAUAGAGAUAAAGAGAAUCUGCGAUCUAAGUUUUCGAAAACCAUGGCGGACGUGGAUAUUGAUGCCCGUGCGACUCAGUUAAGGAUUGAUUGGUCUCAGGUCGAUCUCAAUUCAAUCCAAGUUCCUUCUGGAGAAGACUGCGGGAUUGAGAGUGAUGAUGAAGAAGUUUACCACGAUGACCAGCUAGAAUUCGACACUGGAUUCGGCAACAUUAUCGUGGUUGAUAACCUCCCUGUUGUUCCCGCGGCGAAGUUUGAGAAACUAGAAGGUGUUGUGAAGAAGAUUUACAACCAGUUGGGUGUCAUCAAGGAGAGAGGACUGUGGAUGCCCGUCGAACCCGAUACCGGGACUACAUUAGGCUACUGUUUCAUUGAGUUCAAUACCCCUCAGGAAGCUCAAAACGCCAAGGAGAAGAGUCAAGGCUACAAGCUAGACAGGUCUCAUAUCUUUGCCGUCAACAUGUUCGAUGAUUUUGACCGGUUGAUGAAUGUGAAAGAGGAGUGGGAGCCGCCUCAAGCCAGGCCAUAUGUGCCAGGGGAAAAUUUGCAAAAGUGGCUUACUGAUGAAAAGGCUCGGGAUCAGUUGGUCAUCCGUUCUGGCCCUGAUACUGAAGUUUUAUGGAAUGAUGCUAGGCAAAAGAAGCCUGAACCUGUUCAUAAGCGUCCUUAUUGGACAGAGAGUUAUGUGCAGUGGUCUCCUCUGGGUACAUACCUUGUGACACUUCACAAGCAGGGGGCAGCUGUUUGGGGUGGUGCUGAUACCUUCACCCGUCUCAUGCGUUAUCAGCAUAAUAUGGUAAAAUUAGUCGAUUUCUCGCCAGGUGAGAAAUACCUGGUAACUUACCAUAGCCAAGAACCAAGCAACCCGCGUGAUGCAAGUACAGUAGAGAUAAAGGUCUUUGAUGUGAGAACCGGGAGGAUGAUGAGAGAUUUCAAGGGUAAUGCUGAUGAGUUUUCAAUUGGAGGACCUGGUGGUGUUGCUGGUGCCUCUUGGCCUGUUUUCAGAUGGGCUGGUGGAAAAGAUGAUAAAUACUUUGCCAGGCUCAGCAAAAACACUAUAUCUGUCUAUGAGACUGAGACUUUCAGCUUAAUAGACAAAAAAUCCAUGAAGGUUGAUAAUGUUGUGGACAUCUGCUGGUCUCCUACCGAUUCCAUCCUUUCACUGUUUGUGCCUGAACAAGGUGGUGGGAACCAGCCUGCCAAGGUCGCUCUUGUCCAAAUCCCUGGCAAGGUGGAGCUAAGGCAGAAGAAUCUCUUCAGCGUGAGCGACUGCAAGAUGUACUGGCAGAGUAGUGGAGAGUAUCUCGCUGUCAAGGUUGAUCGAUACACAAAAACAAAGAAGAGCACAUACUCUGGAUUUGAGCUUUUCCGCAUCAAAGAAAGGGAUAUUCCAAUCGAGGUUCUUGAGCUGGACAACAAGAACGACAAGAUCAUUGCUUUCGCGUGGGAGCCCAAGGGUCACAGGUUCGCCGUGAUUCAUGGUGACCAACCAAGGCCAGAUGUCAGUUUCUACUCGAUGAAGACCGCACAGAACACUGGAAGGGUUUCAAAGCUCGGUACUUUGAAGGCCAAACAAGCCAAUGCCCUCUUCUGGUCGCCUACAGGCAAGUACAUAAUUCUUGCUGGGUUGAAAGGUUUCAAUGGCCAGCUUGAAUUCUUCAACGUGGAUGAGCUCGAGACGAUGGCCACAGCUGAACACUUCAUGGCCACAGACAUUGAAUGGGACCCAACUGGAAGGUACGUUGCAACCGCAGUGACAUCAGUCCAUGAGAUGGAGAAUGGUUUCAGCAUCUGGUCUUUCAACGGAAAUUUGCUUUACCGGAUACUUAAGGAUCAUUUCUUCCAAUUGGCGUGGCGCCCAAGACCGCCAUCAUUCUUGUCUCCAGAGAAGGAAGAAGAGGUGGCGAAGAACUUGAAGAAGUAUAGCAAGAAGUAUGAAGCAGAGGAUCAGGACGUGUCGUUGCUGUUGAGUGAACAAGACAGAGAGAAGAGGAAGGCGUUGAAGGAAGAAUGGGAGAAGUGGGUGAUGAAGUGGAAGUCACUGCACGAAGAGGAGAAACUCGCAAGGCAGAAUCUCAGGGAUGGUGAAAUCAGUGAUGAGGAAGAAGAUGAGUAUGAAGCCAAAGAAGUUGAGUUUGAGGAUGUUAUUGAUGUCACUGAGGAAGUCGUCUUGUCCGACUAUGCUCAAGAAUGAAUGUAAGCUUCGUCUUCAGUUUCUUCUCCUUUUUAGUGUCCGAAUUCUUAGACAUGAAAUGUUUCUUUCUUAUUAUUUGGUUUUUUGUCGCAUGUUCCUUGAAAUUUGAAGAGAAUUUUCAAUUUUGGUUACUUGGAUAUUGUGUUUCUUUCUCGAGUUUUCCUAAUUAUGCAUUUCUAUAAAUUAAUCA
Molecule: messenger RNA, 2505 nt
Organism: Eutrema salsugineum
Lineage: Eukaryota; Viridiplantae; Streptophyta; Magnoliopsida; Brassicales; Brassicaceae
Product: eukaryotic translation initiation factor 3 subunit B
Exons: 11
Coding region: 165-2315 (716 amino acids)
Biological process (GO): translational initiation
Cellular component (GO): eukaryotic translation initiation factor 3 complex
Molecular function (GO): RNA binding; translation initiation factor binding; translation initiation factor activity
Source: RefSeq, a predicted model, not a curated record